AUUUAUAUAUUCCAUGUUAAAUUGAUUCUUGGUUCUAAGACAAAUGUGCAUCGAAUUUCAAAACCUCCUUUCCAUUCACUUUUGCUGAAGCUUCUUCUCCUCUCUCUCUCUCUCUCUCUUUCCUUCACUUUCCCUCUCUCUCUCUCUCUUCAUUUUUUCUUUGUCAGUUUGUCUCCCUUCUUAGUCUUGGUGCUGGUUCAUGGAUUUUGAACCCUUGUGGGCUCUUGGGGGGUGGUUAAUUUUUCCAAAUAAUUGCAUGGCAGUGCCUAAAACAUCAUCAUCAAUCCCUGAAAUCCAAGCAAAAUCUCAACCUUUUGUUCUCUUCCUUGCAAUUCUCUUCAUUUUCUUUCUGCUCGUUAAUUUAUCCAACUCAAUGAAUCCAUCCAUGACGGCGGCCUCCUCCUCCUCGGUUCCUGUGAAGAUCAGGCUUCUGCUGGAAUAUCCAUCAUCAGCAUCAGCUAAAUCUACCACAAACUUGCACCCGAAGAAGACCAGAAACAGGCAUACUUCCUCCCCAAGUUCUUCCACUACUAAAAGGGAGUUUGGAGCUGAAGCUCACGAGGUUCCCAGUGGUCCAAACCCCAUAUCAAACUAGGAAAAGUCUGAAGCAUCAUCAUCAGCCACAUCUGUAUGAAAUGAUGGAUGCAUGGAUCGAUCGAUCGAUAGAGUAUGUAACGGACAAUUUAUAAUUGUUUUCAUCUUUAUGGGUGCUAGCUGUUGAAGUUCACAUUUAAUACUACUUGUCCUCAGUGACAGGGUUUGUUUCUUCUGUUGUCGUCUUCAUAUAUAAUUUUUAGUUGCCUUUCUUUUUCCUCCUUUUA
This is a messenger RNA of Carya illinoinensis, 821 nucleotides long. Its product is annotated as CLAVATA3/ESR (CLE)-related protein 41-like. Gene Ontology annotation, cellular component: apoplast. Gene Ontology annotation, molecular function: receptor serine/threonine kinase binding. The record is from RefSeq and is a predicted model, not a curated record. The transcript has a single exon. Bases 200 to 595 code for a protein of 131 amino acids. Gene Ontology annotation, biological process: xylem development. Lineage: Eukaryota; Viridiplantae; Streptophyta; Magnoliopsida; Fagales; Juglandaceae.